Messenger RNA from Amoebophrya sp. A25, 1775 nucleotides. NCBI's taxonomy places the organism in Eukaryota, Dinophyceae, Syndiniales, Amoebophryaceae. The record is from the annotation of a GenBank genome assembly.
CGUGCAAGACAGAGCAAGAUGGCGCCGGCUAAAGAUACGAUGUCGGUCCUCCACGCGUGGGGAUCUCAGGUAGUUAUAUUAACCUUCUUCGUGACGCCCUGAAGAUGGGAUAACUCCAGCAAAGAAACUAAGAUGAAUCAGAAGCAGAACCACAGACAAGUAUCUUUAUAGAACUUUUGAGCGCACUUACGAUAGAAAGAUGCUUGCUGUUACUCAAAAUACUGAAAUCCAGCCGUCAGAAAAUUCUAGAAAGUGAGACGGCUUUUCUAUUCAUCAACAGGGCCAUGCUCUCUCUUUGAUGGAGCAACAGCACGCGCGCUUCCUGGAUAGUGCACAUCUCCUUAUGGCCUCGGAUAUAUGCGCCUUGCUUCUGCAGAAUUGGGCCAAUAAAUACCAAUAAUAAAGUUUCAGCGCCUACGCUUCAGCACACUAUUGGUUUACAGCCCAAUUCUUCAUACAACGACGCAAUCCUUCUGCUUCUCCUUCUACCUCUAAUCUGUUCUACCCAGUCGGCUGCAACAUCGCGGUUCGGAACGUACACAGUCCAAGUGAUAGCUACUUCCUAAAACAAGCACAAAAUGGAGUCGACGCCAUCACCUCGUUCUGCGUUUCGCCGGAUCGAACCCUCGUUCUCUCAUGCGAGACGACAACAGCAGGAUCGAUUAUGACAUACAAUAGCAGGAUCGACCAAAUAGAGAUACAAAUAGCGAGGAUCGACCAAAUAGCGAGACGACAACAGCAGGAUCGACCAAAUAGAGACCAAGUAUACAACUUGCGUCAUGCGUGAAGAACAUGAUAAGGAAUUGGGCAUUUCUCUUCGAUGCGCAGGCCAUAAUAGAGAAUAAGCAGUGUGCAGUAUCAAGUGAUUGCGCUUGCUGACCAACAUUAGUGCACAGUAUCAAGCCAUCAAUCAUGCUUGACCAUUAGAACAGGUCCUAAUUGUCUAAAAUAAUGGUUCGGUAUGGAGGGGAAUAAUACCUGCGCUUUUUCCUUUGAUUUUGCAUGAAAAUGAUAAUCGUCGAUGUACGAAUGUGAGACGAGAUACAACUACGGAGGACUUCUUCUAUUCUCUAGACGCUAUGCUCUCCGCUAUACCUGAGCUCUAGGAGGAUCACAACAUCUUCGGAUUGGGCAGGGGGUGAUUCUUGAUCUACUUGAUCUACUUGACUGUCUGCUCUACUAUGCUCCACACUAUAGACCUGAGCUCUAAGGAAAGCUCCGGGGGGCAGGUUUCGGUGUAUAACCUGGCGGCGAAUAACAGCUUCACACCAACGUCAACUACAAACCUUGGCCUCAACGUUCGCAGAUCUGGAUACACUGCGGUUGCGGUGGACGUCAAUUUAUGCUCCGUAAGAAGUAGAUGUCAAUUUAUGCUCCGUAAGAAGUAGAUGUCAAUUUAUGCUCCGUAAGAAGUAGAUGUCAAUUUAUGCUCGGUAAGAAGUCGAUGUCAAUUUAUGCUCCGUAAGUAUCCUUUCAAUGAAGUCCUAUUCCGAAUCGAUUCAAGCUAUCAAGUAGAUUCAAGAAAUGGCGGAGAAGGUGACAUGUACUGUUUGCGAACACUAGGACUGCAAACUUACACUCUGAAGAUGAUGACGCAGCUGCGUCAUGUACUAAAACCUACGAAACUGUCCAUCCACACUUGCAGUAACCUAAAAGCCUAGCGGUACCUUGUUGGAGUAACCUAAGCAGACUUUUUCAUCUUCGCAGUAUAACCUAGCAUUUCAUAGUUCACUACCCUAACCUUUCAUAGUUGCACUCCCGAGUGGCGCUUUUGA